AUGGAAGAGGAAGAGGUCUUGACACUGCGGCCACUGUUUGAAGAGACUUUGGUUGAACCGACCAAUCAGUUGGAAUUGGACUUUGGCCCAGGUCUCUUCUUUCGUUUGGCACAGCGCCCUGAACAGUUCAUCCGCUUGGAGCCUGCAGAGCUUUCGAAGAGCCCCACUGAGUGCACCCGUCGCACGGGUUGUAUGGCCUGGGAUGCUUCGGUGGUUCUUGCAGGCAUCCUGGCCAAUGUGUCCAAUGUGUCCAAUGUGGCCAAUGUGGCCAAUGUGGCUGGCAGCGGUGGCGAUUUCGAUGGCGCUGCAUUUUGGCGUCGCCUUGCAGCAGCAGGUGGUGGUGGUGGUGUCAUUGAGCUGGGCGCUGGAGAGACUGGGCUGGUGGGACUUAUGGCAGCAAAACUUCUCCAAUGCCACUGCUAUCUUACUGACCUACCUGACGUUGUCCCACAUCUUCAGCACAAUAUCGAUUCGAACAUCGCAGACAUCGCAGACAGCGCAGACGCAGACUUGUCACCGGGGAGACCUGGAUCUUUCGUCCGCGCCACGGCAUACCAAUGGGGCGAAAGCACUGCAUUGCCACGACCCUCGGGCUUGAUCCUGGCUGCAGACUGCCUCUACGACACGGAGAAUGUAGAGCCCUUUGUAGAUGCUCUACUAGAACUUUCUGGUCCCAGCACUGAAUGCCUUGUGGCUUUUGACACGGCUUUGAACCGCUGGGGUGCCUACGAUGCUUUCUUAGCGCAUGCUCAGGAGCAUUGGCGAGUAGAAACCUUGCCAUGGGAAGUGCAGCUGAAAGGCUUCCGAAAGAAUGAGGUCAAAGUGUAUUGGUUGAGCCGAGAACCUCAACGCUUUGAUCAAAAAGGUCCAAGUGUGAAAGCGCUGGUACCAGGAAAGGAAGCGACAGUGGGGCGGAGCCUGUGCGAUCCCACCUUCGGGAAAGCAGGCAUUGUUUACAGCCCUGAACGCAUUGCCGAGUCUUGGGAGGACUUUUUGGAUGCUUUGGGUUUUCUCCGGAGCAGUCCAAUUCGACAACAUGUGCGGCAGCUUUUCAGCCGUGAAGACUUGGAGGAGCAAUUGCAAGGCUUAUUCGAUGCACUUUCUGGUGGACAGCCUGCACUUGACAAAGGCAGCUUCUUGAAUUUCAGUUCGAAGAUUCGUGGUCAGGUGCAUGUUUUGCUGGACAUGAAGACCAAAAUUGCGCUUCUUCCACCAACAGUCGAGGACUCUCAAUGGAUUCAGCAGAGCUUUGAUGCCGUCUUUCCACCGGAAGCGCCCUUGGACCGCAACGCCUUUCCAGGCGUUGCCAAGUUGGUGCUCCUGCGACGAGUGGUCCGAACACUCAUUGAGUAUGUGGGCAUUGAAGAACUCAAGGGUGGAAUGGCGGCACCACUUGUGGUCGACAUAGCCGUGGAGCUACAAACAGGGCAGCCCUUCCACCUUGGUACAGUUGCUCCCAGCUCAGCACCAUCUCGAAGUGGAGAACGUUUAGAUUUGAUCGCUGAGUAG
Messenger RNA from Cladocopium goreaui, 1509 nucleotides. Lineage: Eukaryota; Dinophyceae; Suessiales; Symbiodiniaceae. The record is from the annotation of a GenBank genome assembly.